AUGCUUAUUCAAAUCACUUUACUUCCUGCUUUUAUUCUUGCUCUUGCUACUUCUGUUAUCUCAUCAUCGGCAACAGAGAAACCAAUGGAAAAAUCUGCUAUUGGUAUUUCUACUCGAUCACAGAAACCUUUAGCUCGUUGUCCUUCUAUAUCUACCGAAGGAGAAACAAUUUCCAUACCAACUCGUCAAAACGAUUCUAGAAAUACAAAAUUAUCUUAUAUCACAAACAACAAAAAAUCGCAAGAACAUCAUGGAAUUCAAAACAAACCUUCCAAAAAAUUAGCAAGUUUAAAUCCAACUUUUCAAAUUAAUAUGAUCAAUCAAAAAUCAGAACUUUUGAAAAUCUUAUAUGAACUUAAUGGAGAAAAUUUAAAGUCUGAUCAAAGGGGAAUCCAUCAAGAAUCAUUUACAUUAACUCGUAAACCUAGAGAUGUGACUACUCACGUUCUUGGAGUUCCUGUUACAAUUCGUGGAUUCUCGUCAAAGAAACUUAAACUUGCUAUCGCUUAA
Molecule: messenger RNA, 510 nt
Organism: Melampsora larici-populina 98AG31
Lineage: Eukaryota; Fungi; Basidiomycota; Pucciniomycetes; Pucciniales; Melampsoraceae
Exons: 4
Coding region: 1-510 (169 amino acids)
Source: RefSeq, a predicted model, not a curated record